Hyaena hyaena (striped hyena) is the source of this 1500-nucleotide messenger RNA. Its product is annotated as complement factor H-like. The record is from RefSeq and is a predicted model, not a curated record. The transcript has 7 exons. Lineage: Eukaryota; Metazoa; Chordata; Mammalia; Carnivora; Hyaenidae. Bases 5 to 1294 code for a protein of 429 amino acids.
ACAAAUGAAGUCAUGCCCACCUCCACCUCAGAUUCCCAAUGCUCACAAUAUGACAACGACAAUAAAUUUUUGGGAUGGAGAAAAGGUAUCUGUUAUCUGUCAAGACAAUUAUGUAAUUCAGGAUGCAGACGAAAUCAUGUGCAAAGAUGGAAGAUGGCAGUCGAUACCACACUGUGUUGAAAAAAACCCAUGUUCUCAACCACCUCAGCUAGAACAUGGAACCAUCAAAUCAUCUAAAUUUUCAGAAGAAAUGGACAAAACAUUGAAACCUGAGCUUUAUGCACAUGGCACCAAAUUAAAUUACGCUUGUGAGGAUGGUUUCCGGAUAUCUGGAAAAGAUGAGAUAACGUGCCACAUGGGAAAAUGGAGUUCUCCACCUCGGUGUGUAGGACUUCCUUGUGGACCACCACAUUUGAUUCCACAUGGGAUUCCAUCACCAAUAUCAGACAGUUACCAAUAUGGAGAAGAAGUAACAUACAAAUGCACAGAAGGUUUUAUGGUUAAUGGACCUGCACUUAUACAAUGUUUAGGAGGAAAAUGGUCCCACCUACCAGAAUGCAAAAACACGGAUUGUUUUAGCUUACCCGACUUUGGUAAUGCCACACCUAAAGGCCAGCAGAAAGAAGUAUAUAGGUCAGGAGAAAAAGUUGCUUACGAAUGUCCACGUGAUUACGUUUUGGAUGGACCAAAUACUGUACAGUGUAUUGACAGCCAAUGGAUAGGAAAGCCAAUAUGCAGAGAUCUUUCCUGUGUGAAUCCACCCCGAGUGGAAAAUGCUAUUAUACUAAAUGAGAUGCCUAGGUAUCGACCUGGUCAGAGGGCACGUUACAAAUGCAUUAAACCUCUUUACCUGGUUGGAGACCAAGACGUGACAUGUUCAAAUGGAAACUGGACACAACCACCUCAGUGCCUAGACCCUAAGGAAAAAUGUGGGCCCGCUCCGAGUAUUAAAAAUGGAGACAUGACCACAUUCCCCAAAUCGGAAUAUGACCCAGGAUCGUCAGUUGAGUACCAGUGCCAGUCCUUGUAUGUGCUUGAGGGAAACAGGAUCAUAACAUGCAGCUAUGGGCAGUGGUCCACACCACCAAAGUGCCUGGAUGUAUGUAUAAUAUCAGAAGAUAACAUGAAAAAACAUAACUUAAAAUUAAGAGGGCCUUCUAAGAAUAAACGAUAUUUCCAAACAAGGGAAACUGUGCACUUUGAAUGUAUGAGAGGAUAUCGUAUGCAGACAUCACAACAAACAUCCCAAGCAAUCUGUUGGGACGGGAAACUGGACUAUCCUGUUUGUGGAUGAAAGAAUGGUUAAGAUGCAGUCCUCGAGUUAAAAUAUGUACAUUUAUUCAAAAAUUUUCAUGAUUGAUAUAAUUCUGUUUAUUUUGUCAAUUGCUGUUUAAUUCAUUUAUAUCUUUAGUAGAAUUUGUGUUAAAUAUUAUAUGGAUGAUGCAAUUAUAAUCUGAGCGACUUCUAAAAAGCACCUUAUUAAAACUUGCCAAACCAAAA